AUGGAUCAGACAGAAUCUUUGAGCAUCUCGAAUCCCAUACAGUCUGCACCCGUGUUUAAUGGAGAUAACUAUCCAGUCUGGGCAGCGAGGAUGCAGGCUUAUCUCGAAGGAAUGGAUCUGUGGGAAGCUGUGGAAGAAGACUAUGAGAUUCCUCCCUUGACCGCAAAUCCUACAGUGGCGCAGAUUAGGAACCACAAGGAGAGGACCACGAAGAAGGCAAAGGCCAAGUCGAGUAUAUUCAAUGCAGUCUCUCCCACAAUCCUAAUCAAGAUCAUGAAAUUAACAUCAGCAAAGGAAAUGUGGGAUUUUCUCAAGAAGGAAUAUGAAGGGGACGAGAGAGUUCGGAGUAUGAAGGUAUUGAAUCUUCUCCGUGAUUUCGAAAGACAACAAAUGAAAGGAGAUGAAACCAUUAAAGAUUAUGCUGAUCGGUUCAUUAACAUAAUCAAUAAUGUGAGGAUUCUCGGGACAGAUGUCAAGGACGAUAAGAUAGUGCAGAAGAUACUUGUUUCUGUUCCUGAAAAGUUUGAGGCUACCAUAGCCACACUUGAGAACACAAAAGAACUAUCAGCACUCAAACUUACUGAAGUUCUUAGUGCUCUACAAGCCUAG
This is a messenger RNA of Tarenaya hassleriana, 609 nucleotides long. RefSeq lists its product as uncharacterized. The record is from RefSeq and is a predicted model, not a curated record. NCBI's taxonomy places the organism in Eukaryota, Viridiplantae, Streptophyta, Magnoliopsida, Brassicales, Cleomaceae. Bases 1 to 609 code for a protein of 202 amino acids. The transcript has a single exon.